AUGCCAUCAACAGUGGUUACCAGUCAUGGGGACCCCUCUUUGGUAAGCUCUUCUUUGCCUUUGGGUGAUUGUGCAUUAUAUCCCUUCCUCAAAGGUCUCAUGGGACGCCAGAACCGUACUCCUACCAUUGUCAUCGUGUGGUCGAUUCUGCUUGCUUCAAUUUUCUCUUUGUUAUGGGUGAGGGUUGAUCCCUUUACCACAAGAGUCACUGGUCCAGAUGUUGAGCAGUGUGGAAUCAACUGCUAG
This is a messenger RNA of Prunus armeniaca (apricot), 246 nucleotides long. NCBI's taxonomy places the organism in Eukaryota, Viridiplantae, Streptophyta, Magnoliopsida, Rosales, Rosaceae. The record is from the annotation of a GenBank genome assembly.